AUGGCGUCGGUAAAGUGGGAGGAAAAUAAAAAAGAAGAACAACACUUGGUUUCUCUGAAAAAUGGCGAGCAAAGGAAAGAGAACAUGAAGAAGAUGAAGAUGUCUCUGUUAAGUCUGCCUGAAGAGAUGCAAGUUGAGAUUUUAAUCAAACUACCAGUCAAUUCCAUCUUAGCAUAUACCAAACCUGCAAUAACUUCCAUAGAUUAUGCUUCAAUACUGACAUUAUCAUUAGCAGGUGAUGAUAAACGUGAGCGAGUUAUUCGUAUAGAUCACCCCAUUAACCCGUUUGUACAAGAGGAUAUUAGUUGCCUUCAAAUAUUGGGUUCUUCCAAUGGCUUGAUUUGCUUGGAUAUCUGGGUCAUGCAAGAUGACGGAGUACAGAAUUCUUGGAUUAAGCGGUUUACCAUUAGCCCACCAGGACUACAGCAUCAGCAUGUCAGUUAUUUUUCCAAAGAGCCAAUUUGGUCUUUCGAAAAUGGUGAGAUUCUACUGGAUGCUACCAGCAAUUUAGCUGUAUAUGACCCGAAAAUGGAAAAAUUAGAACGGCACUCCCAGAAAGUUAUAUCUACACGACCUGGGAACGAGUGUUUUAUGUGA
Messenger RNA from Papaver somniferum (opium poppy), 597 nucleotides. RefSeq lists its product as uncharacterized. NCBI's taxonomy places the organism in Eukaryota, Viridiplantae, Streptophyta, Magnoliopsida, Ranunculales, Papaveraceae. The record is from RefSeq and is a predicted model, not a curated record. The coding region runs from base 1 to 597 and encodes 198 amino acids. The transcript is spliced from 4 exons.